This is a messenger RNA of Marchantia polymorpha subsp. ruderalis, 4094 nucleotides long. The record is from the annotation of a GenBank genome assembly. Lineage: Eukaryota; Viridiplantae; Streptophyta; Marchantiopsida; Marchantiales; Marchantiaceae.
GCUCUGGCUCUGGCUCUCGCUCGCCAGUUCUGAGUGGAUGACUUUUGCCGGCAUUGAUUGAUUAGUUUAUUGCUUGCGGAUGGACAUUGGUGAUGAAGCAGGCGUCGACGUCGAGAUGACAGAGUCAUGCUUCUGCAGGCGAGAGUUCCUGCCCUGCGGGGCUUGUAAUGGGGCAGAAGAGGAGAUUUGCUUCAUGAGUGGAGAGCACGAGGUUGGUGAUUCUUUUGUGGGCACUAAAUGCUGCGAAGGGCGGAAACGAGUGAAGAGGUGAUGGUGGUGAAGGAAAAUGUUGCUGAAUGUUUCAGAGUCGUAGAGCCGUGUGUAGUUGUGUGCGGGAGGAGAGGCGUCCGAGAGUCGAUGGCGAAGGGAAGAAGCGGCCGAGAAUAGAUGAGUUGAGUUGAGUUGAGUUGAGCCGAGUGGAGUUGAGUUUUGUGUCGAUUGUGAGGGAGCUGGAGAGUGAGCAACGGAGGGAGGGAGCGAGGGAGGGUGGCAGGGAGGACGAGGCGGUGAUGGUGUGGGGCCCGCAAGUGCGUGCUGCAAGGUGAGGGUGGUGGUGAGGAAAGGGUAGGAGGGGACAGGGAGGAGGACGAGAAAAGAGCGCCACAUUUGAGGUAACGAUCGAGUCUGGAUCGCCGGCCCGCCGGCUGCCGCUAAGGCAUCAUGCUCAGAAGCGAAGCUGUCGACAUGCGGUUGCCACAUGAACAUCUGAUUUCACCCGGGGUUUGGACGCAAGUGAAUGACCUGAAUGGGCUGUUACUCCAACUGUCCCUGCAGAGUAAGCUGGCAGUAGUGGCCCGCAUCGCUGUCUUCGGUUUUGAAAACAUGCAAAAGAGGUGAGUGGGAGCUUGUACCCUCUGGUAGUACUCGACUGGGGUAGUAGGGGGUCGUGACAAUGUUGUGCACAUGUUCACGGGAGCAGUAUCGUUUUGAGGAAGCACUCGCAACACCUCCAGAUGGUCUCGCAACAAAGGACGUCUCACAAGUGAGUGGACUCUCCUCCAAGAUAAUAGAAGGAGAAGCUAGGCUCGACGAGGGCUACAUCGAGGAAGCGGAGACGUCUCUUCGAGAAGCACUUGAGCUCAAUAAAGAGGAAGCUCGAGCUGUACAUGGCCGAUUGGAGUACCAGCGAGGCAACUUUGAAGCAGCGCUCCUCUUCUUCGAGGGAUUAGAUAUCGCCGUUCUGGUUCCACGAUUCCGAUACUUUGCCUCGGACAAGGCUCGUCAUCGUCGAUUUCGCGCACGCUCCGAGACAGCCUUGACUGCGUGUCUGCAUACUGCCAAUCUUCUCUUCGAGGCCAUAUAUCUGAAAGCCAAGUGUCUGCAGAAGUUGGGACGGUUUGAAGAAGCUGCCCAAGAGUGUAAGAGCGUGAUGGAGGUCCUUGAAUCUUCCCUUCCGCAAGGUCUACCUUCGUCAUGGUUGGCGGACAGCAAAAUUUUGGAGACCGUCGGAAAGUCUGCAGAGCUACUCCCCAAGACCUUGAUUGAAGCGGGUCAGGUUCAAGAAGCGAUCAGUGCUUACCGAAGAGUUCUACUUGGGAAUUUUAAUCUGGAAUCUCAAAACUCAGGUCGCAUUCAUAAAGACUUCGCGAUGCUCUUGCUUUAUGGUGGCGUCGAGGCGUCGGCACCAUGGUUAGGAUCACAGAAUGAGGGGGCAUUCGUGCCGAAGAACAAUAUCGAGGAGUCCAUUCUACUUUUCCUCCUCCUUUUAAGACAGUGCACUCUCAGGAUGAUACCUUGGGACCCAACUAUUAUUGAACACCUUAGCUUUGCCCUCUCUGUGUGUGGGCAGUCAGAAUUUUUGGCUCAGCAAUAUGAAAUGCUUUUGCCUGGUACUCAAAGUAGGCCGGACCGAUGGUACAACCUCGCCCUUUGUUACAGUGGAGCUUCUCAAAACGAUGUCGCUUUGAAUCUUCUGAGAAAGUCUUUGAACCCAGUAGAGAAGCCUGAUGACGUCGCGUCUCUUCUACUCGCAGCCAAGCUUUGCGCAAGGCAGGUUAAGCUUUCCAGCGAAGGUGUAGGGUACGCCGAGAGGGCUGUUGAGAAUGCCAAAGGGGAAUAUGAGCACAUGAAAGGCACUGCGCUGCAUGUACUGGGGGUUGUUUUGGGUUUGAAGGUCAAGGCAUCCUUGUCUGAUUCUGAGAGAACGAAGUUACAAGCUCAGGCUCUAAGUGCACUGCAAGAAGCUGCGUCCAUUGAAAAGGAGGACCCGAAAGUAAUUUUUGAUCUUGGAUUGGAAUGCGCGGAACAGCGAAACCUAAGUUCGGCCCUUGAUUGUGCCAAGAAAUUUAUAGAUUUGAGUAGUGGAGCAUCAGUUCAGGGAUGGAAAUUGCUAGCGCUUAUACUCUCAGCACAGCAGCGAUUUGUGGAUGCAGAGGCAGCUCUUGAUGCAGCCCUAGAAAAUACAGGGAAGUGGGAGCAGGGCGAGCUGCUUCGCUUGAAAGCAAAGAUACAAAUGGCCCAGGGCCAGUCAAUGCGUGCUGUGGAAACCUACAGGUUAUUGCUGGCACUCGUACAAGCUCAAAGAAAAAGUUUUGAGGCGGGGAGUUGGAGACAUAAGGUAGGAGAGAGUGUCGAGCAAGUAGAUGUGUGGCAGGGUCUAGCUGUGGUGUACACGUCUCUGGAGCAAUGGCGUGACGCGGAAAUCUGUCUGGAGAAAGCCCAAGGCCUGAAAGCUUCUUCCGCAGUAACAUGGCAUGCAGCUGGUGCUCUUCAUGAAGCGAGAAAUAACGUGCAAGAUGCGUUGGCUGCUUACAAUAAUGCCCUCGCCGUGGAUCCUGACCAUGUGCCUAGUAAAGUAUCUACCGGCUCUUUAUUACGACAAAGAGGUGGUAAUUCCUUGCCCGUAGCCCGAAGCUUCUUAACGGAUGCUCUUCGUUCAGAGCCCACCAAUCACCUUGCUUGGUAUAAUCUUGGAAUGCUGCAUAAAGUGGAGGGUCGAGCUCGAGAGGCUGCCGACUGCUUCCAAGCAGCGUUCCUGUUGGAGCAAUCAGCCCCUGUGGAAAAGUUCAGUUCGAUUCCUCCAGCUUUAUUCUGGUAGUGGAAACUUCAUAUCUAGCUCCAUUACGUGCAUUAAUGACACGUUAAGAAGUUUAUGAACACAGCGAGGAGUGAAAGGUGAAAUACACAAGUCCUUGCCCACAUUGGGCUAAUGAAGAUGGACAUCGAAUCUUGGGUCGUGUCCCAGGCGUCAGAGCCAUAGGGAAACGCUUUUCCAGUUCAUACGGAGGAAACGGGAUGAGAAGAAACGCGGACCUAGAGGGUGGAGGCUGCCUACUAUUACCUAGGCAGCCGGCUGCCCCACAGCAUCGCAUGAGCUUUCGGAGAGAACAAUUGCUUCAGAAUAUUCGUAGUUCCCAUAACUUAUUACCUCCAAGGUUUGUGUGUUCUGUACUGGGAAGACACCAUCUCAUCAGAGUAAAUCUCACCUCAGUACUGGAUACUUGACACUUCGGACAGACAGUGGUGAUCAGAGUCACGACCUUUGUUUGUCCCUCUGGAAAUUUGAGACAUAGGAAGAAGGGUCUAAUUGAGUCUAGAACAGACAUUUGCGGAUCUUCAGGAUCCAGUAUGGCCGUGUAGAAUAGGUUUCCCCGGCAAGCUGUGCUAUUUUCAUACCAAUAAUCUCGUCUGUCAGCACUAGGAAACCUCUUGAAUAUCUCUCGGAUAUAUACAUAUACAUAACUAUCAAGUCGCUACGUUGGUCAGUAGCUGUCCAUUUACACUGGCGACUUACACCGCCUACUUUUUCAUAAUUAGCUACCCUGUUCACGUUUUGCACAGUUACCCUAGUUGAUAGACUCUUUAAAAUGUUGUUUGGGGUACGUAAUCAUCGAGGUCAUUCUUGUGCUCAUUAAAACGUGGACAAAUCUCAUGAAGUUAAGUUGACUCUCUGACUUCAGAGUCGUUGACAUUUUGGGAUGUAGAUUUCUGUGCUCCAACUAUUGUCUUCGUUACUCGCCGAGAGAUGAGAUUAUGCUUAAAGGGCUUGACGGAAUAUUUCAGCGAAGUGUGUCCACAUAUUUCCGUAACAAUCCUUCAGCUGAUUCAUUUCCACGAUGUCUUGGUAUUUAUUUUUAGUCAAAAAUUAGACAUUU